Messenger RNA from Tricharina praecox, 567 nucleotides. RefSeq lists its product as uncharacterized. The coding region runs from base 117 to 458 and encodes 113 amino acids. Lineage: Eukaryota; Fungi; Ascomycota; Pezizomycetes; Pezizales; Pyronemataceae. The record is from RefSeq and is a predicted model, not a curated record. The transcript is spliced from 2 exons.
CAGGGAAGGACGAACCGCGUGGGUGGAAUCGCUGUUUGCCAGGUACCGGUACUGGUAGCUACAUAGAGCACCUACUUUCUUAGGGACUCCUGUAAACGCCGAGUUGCACGGCCGACAUGCGGCUUGGUGCUUGGUGCUUUGCUGCCUGCUGCUGGGGCUGGAUGGAUAGCUGGAUGGCUGGACGGCUGCAUGCGAUCAUGGGGCGAAGUCGAAGUUCUCCCACAACAGCGCUCCCAUUGGCCGGCGCCCACUGCUUGGCGAGUUAUCGGUGUUGGAGUCUGGAGAUACCGUGUGUGGGUGGGUGUGGGUGGGUGUGGGUGUGCACGCGCUGGAACGAAACUGCGGCAGCAAGCGCUGGUACCUAUUCGCACGCUCGAAGACAGGCCUACCUCCUAUGCGUCCUCCUCCUCCUCCUCCGUGAUAUUAUGGUACCUAUGCGAUGCGAUGGCUGGUUAUAAAGCGGGUUUCCCCUUCGUUCCCCCCGGAUAAGGAGAGAAUCGCAUUCGAAACCCCCUCCACAUAAAUAAUCAUCGUGUAUCACCAUUACGAGACACUCGCAAAAAGAAG